CGUUUGUAGGACAGCUGAAGGCGAACGCAGAAGCAGCCGCUUCGUGGGUGCGUGUGUCCUUAAAGGGACAGGCGCCCUUUGUGGCGGCCUUCGACAUGGCGGUGGCUGGGGAUCUGGAGCCUCCGGGCGUUCGUCGUAGUUGUCACAGAUCGGCAUCUUUCACAGAUGGACUUUCAGCGGCCUCCUUCACAGAGUACCCUCGGCACAAACCUUUCAUUAACGCUGACUUGCGGCGGUCUCCUGGCAAGCCGGUAAUCGCAUAUCCGGAGAGUAACAGCAGAGCGAUAUUCUCUGCUCUGAAGAACCUCCAGGAGAAGAUUCGGCGGCUGGAACUGGAACGGAUUCAAGCCGAGGAGGACGUGAAAAGCCUGACGAAGGAAACCUCAGAUUACAAGAAGGUGUUGAGUGAGCAACUGCUGGAGAAAGAGCAUUCGAAGCUGGAGGUGGCCAGGAAAAAUGAAGAGCUAGCGUCUCAGCUGACUGGUGCUGAAACUCGCUGCAACCUGCUAGAGAAGCAGCUAGAAUACAUGCGGCGAAUGAUAGAACAGGCGGAAUUCGAAAAGACGAGCGUCUUGAGAAAGCAGGCCACGUUGGAAAGCGAGCAUCUCCUCGAUCAGUCACACGUGAAAUCGAAGCUGGAGAGGCUGGAUGUGCUAGAGAAGGAAUACGCCAGGCUGACGGCGAUGCAGUCCCUUGCGGAGAAAAAGAUGAAGGAGCUGGAGGAGAAGCUCCGAGAGGAAGAACAUACGAGGAAGCUGAUGCAGGACAAAGCAGCCGAGUUGCAGACCGGAUUAGAGACCAACAGGAAGCUGCUGCAAGCGAAGACGCAGUUGGCGCCGACGUUGCUGCCCUCGAAACCAAAGAAGAUGAAGAAGAAAGCAAAGCAGUUGGACAAGAGCGAUUCUGCAGUGAUCCACUUCCACCCCCAGCCCCACUACAGGCUGCGACUGGGCGACGUGCCGUUUGUCGCUGGAAAGUCCACCAGCCCCAGCCACUCCGUCGGGGCCAACGUCCAGCACGUCCUGCACCUCAUGAAGCAUCACUCGAAAGCCCUUUGCAACGACCGUGUGGUGAGUGAAGUCCCGUUGGGCAAGCACGCAAGCAGAGGCCGGAGGUCCUCCGAGUCGUCUGUCUCUUCCGCCUCCCAGGGGGACCUUUCCGAGGUGCUGCUGACCUUGCAGGACGAACUCGGGCAGAUGAGCUUUGACCACCAAGAGCUAGCAAAACUCAUCCAGGAUGCGCCAACAGAUGACCUGCGGGAAGACCUGGAGAGGGACCGGAAAGGGCUGGUGAAGAGGAUGGAGGCCAAGGCGGAACAAAUCUCUAAAAUUCAGCGGCAUCGGGCACGGCUGGAGAAACACAGGCGGGAAGGCAAAGCCAAGCACUGUCGCUCUCAGCAGCCAAGCAGCGUCGGCGAAGGGAAAAAGACGCUGGCGAAGGCGAAAAGCGUCGGCUCGAAAGCAAUGCCCGGGGAGAAGGGCAAGAAGAGCCUUCAGCUGCUGAAGGAAAUGCAGAGCAUACAGACCUCCCUUCAGAAAGAUGAGAUCAGUUGGGAGUACUGAGGUGUUUCCUUGUGUGAUUUUUCUCUUCUUUGGGUUCGUUUUGCACUUUUCUCUCUCCCUCUUUUUGGCUCCCGCCCAACUGGCUUCCCUGGAACAAAACAAGGUCAAAGUUGCACUUGGUAAAACGAGAAGCCCUCCGAUUUUCCACCUGUAGGCCCAAUUGCAUCGCAGCCCCUAAUCCUGCUGGGAGGGGGGGGGGAAUGAGAAGACCCUUCUGUUACUUCAGUAUCUCUCCAGCCCUUUUACUUUCCUGUCAACUAUCCCUACUCUUUUUUUUUUUCCUUUUUGGGUUGUUUUUUUUUUGCCACGAGGCCUACUCCUUGGCCUACUUCCCUCUGCCUCAGGCAGUUAAUUUAAAUUGCUUGCUUGGGUCAACUCUCCUCUGAGGCUGGUGGCGGAUGAUGGUUUGCCCCCACGAGAGAACCAAAGAUGGUACGACGGAGGUCCUGUUUCCCGUGUGGGUGGGUGGUUGGGGUAUGCACAUCACUCUUGUCAUCUCUGGGUACGGAGUUUGUGCGGCGCUUCCAAAUCAUGCACAGUGUUUGGGUUUUUUUUGGCCUUGCCGUGUCUUCGAUCGGAAAGUAUGCGUGCUGCACAGGUAACGAAGGUUCUAUUGCAGAUCUUCUACUCUUUUCAGUCUGUCUCUUGCCUCAAGGGUCACUUUGCAUUUCUUUUUAAAAACAUGAGGGGACAUUUCGCAUGCUUCAGCUGUUCACACCUCAGCAUUUCUAGAAAGAGGCGCUAGGCUUGAAGCUUACCAGUUCCACAGGGAAUUAUGCAGGCUGGCCAUCUCUCUUGACCUUCGGUCGCAUCCCAUGGACUUGUUUACCUCUGCCUAAGGAUGCUAAUGCUUUUUGUUGCACAGAGCAAGGAAAUCUUCAGCCUUUUGUCCCCAGUAAUGUGAUUUCAGAAUGGAAUUUGCAUAGCCAUUUGGAAGUUCUCGGCUUUGGGUUUCCUUCCCCUUUUUAGUCUUUGCGGAAGAGCAGGAGGCAGGCGUCUCGUGUUUUUAAAGACACUUCAGAUCAUGCUGUUUUUUGUACCGGCAGCUUGUUUUUAGCAAACUCCCAUGCGCUGGGCGAGAAGCUCUGGUGUUUGUGAUGGUACCGAAAAGAUUUUGUACAUGCUUGCACACAUGGAUAUUAUUUAUUACAUUAAUAACAUAAAGCGUUUCCAAUGAUUGGAAUGUACCAGUGACUCACAAUUGCCUGUGUUCUCUCCAAGGUUUGAUUGGAAUCCAAUA
Gekko japonicus is the source of this 2802-nucleotide messenger RNA. It is a transcript of the gene CEP57, whose product is annotated as centrosomal protein 57kDa. Gene Ontology annotation, molecular function: microtubule binding; identical protein binding; gamma-tubulin binding. Bases 96 to 1562 code for a protein of 488 amino acids. Gene Ontology annotation, cellular component: centrosome. The transcript is spliced from 11 exons. The record is from RefSeq and is a predicted model, not a curated record. NCBI's taxonomy places the organism in Eukaryota, Metazoa, Chordata, Lepidosauria, Squamata, Gekkonidae.